Diversispora eburnea is the source of this 1224-nucleotide messenger RNA. The record is from the annotation of a GenBank genome assembly. NCBI's taxonomy places the organism in Eukaryota, Fungi, Glomeromycota, Glomeromycetes, Diversisporales, Diversisporaceae.
AUGCGUACUCUUAAUCCCUGCGGAGGAACAAUUGUUUUUUCAAGCUUUGAAGCCACUAUCGCCACAAAUAACAUAGUGACUUACUUUCUCAAGGGAGCUAUCCCUAGCGGAUUAAAUCAGCCUACAGCGCAUUCAACGAUCUAUUUUAGUGAUAAUUCUUAUGAUCCUAGUGAUUCUAUAGUGACGUGCUAUUAUUCUCCACAAUCACCUAGCAGCUCUAGCGAUUCAUGUAGAAUCGAUGGAGGGUCCGGAAUCACAUUUUCUUUUUUAUCUGAAUAUGCUAGUGAUGCACGGCGGACAUGGGAAAAGGAUCCUACAUACGUAACAAAUAAUCUUGAAGUGAGUUUUUCUCUAUGGAGUUCGAAUUCAACCAUCCAAGGAUGUGUCAAUGGUUCAGCUAGCAGUAAUACAAUCCCCGGAGCUCCAGGAUACCAAAUCUCAUAUAACGCUCUAUUCCUUUCUGGAGUGAUUGCUGGACUAAUCGGCAGCUUCACCAGCUACACGUUUGUAAAGGGCAGCAAUAUACCACCGAUUUUUAACAAUCUUGAAUCAUCCACCGUCGAGAAAUCGGCUGUUGGUAGCUCUCAAUCGCCUUCAGUAUAUGAUAUCUUUCGUGCUGCUCAAUUUUUUGUAACUACCGCUUUGCUUUCUUUAACUCACCUUCCAAAUGGUUACCGGAAUUUAGUAUCUAAUUUUAGUUGGACUAUUGGUUUGCCCAGUUUUGGUGAAUCCCUAUCAAAUGUUGCAGAUAACCAGAUACGAAAAGGAAUAUGUAAUAUGUCAAAUCCUCCCUCAUCUGGAUUUAUAACUUCUGGAAAAAUAAUGAAAAUCCCGGACUACAAUUUAUUUUUUUGCGUAAUUAUUGAAUUCUGCAUUGUAUUAGCGAUUGUGCUUGUUAUUACAUUACUACUUGGGUGGUUUGCCCGGUUGUAUAAACCCUUACAGAAAAAAUGGUCCAUUGUGAAAACAGCGGCGAGCAAUAUUCGCUUUUUGGUACUUGGUGGAAUGUUUCGUGUGGAUUUAUCGCAAGAUCGGGACGCAUUUAAAACGCCAGUUCACACAUUCGUUUAUGGUGCGCUCUAUACUCAAUAUCGAGAUCAUUCAGAGGAGAAACAAACUUGUCUCUGGUUUUUUGCCUUCACGUUCGCCUAUGAUGUCAUUCGAGCCAUUGCCACUGGAGGAGCUCGGCAAAGUGGUGCCGUACAAACUGCCAUUUUUCUUUGA